Eurypyga helias (sunbittern) is the source of this 534-nucleotide messenger RNA. Its product is annotated as olfactory receptor 10A2-like. Gene Ontology annotation, cellular component: membrane. NCBI's taxonomy places the organism in Eukaryota, Metazoa, Chordata, Aves, Eurypygiformes, Eurypygidae. Gene Ontology annotation, biological process: G protein-coupled receptor signaling pathway. Gene Ontology annotation, molecular function: olfactory receptor activity. The record is from RefSeq and is a predicted model, not a curated record.
AUGGCUGUUGGGUCUUGGCUGUCUGGUGUCCCCAUGGCUCUAGGCUUUACCACGUGGCUGUUUACCCUGCCCUUCUGUGGCAGAAACAUGGUCAAUCAUUUCUUUUGUGACGUUUCUGCGGUGUUGCAGCUGGUGUGUGCAGACACAGCCUUGUUUGAACUACUGACUUGUACUGCUAUUGUCAUAAUAGUGAUGAUUCCCCUUUUUCUGAUAGCCACCUCUUACCUUCACAUUAUCCAUGCUGCUCUUCAGAUACCCUCAGCUGUGGGCCAGAGGAGGGCCUUUUCCACCUGUGCAGCUCACCCAGUGGUAGUGACUUUCUACAGUACAACUGGCAUCACUCACCUGCAACCCAAGUCCAGCCUCUUGUCCAACAUGGGGAAAAUGACUUCCCUGUCUUACAUCGUUGUCACAGCCAUGCUCAACCCCAUUUUCUACAGCUUGAGGAAUCAGGAAGUCAAGCAAAGCCUGAGGAGAUGCAUUGACACGUGGUUACUUAGGAAGCAGAUGGCCAUAUUUUCUCCAUCCAGGUGA